AUGGCCCCGCCACGCGACGAAGGCGUCACAGAGCUGAUUGACCGUCUAGAGCAAGCCUCCAAGAUCCCUGCACAGCAAAGGGAAUCCAAGGUAUCUGCCAAAGUAGAGAGCGUAUGCACAAUAGCCUAUGAAGAUGGGUUGUCCAACACGUCGCUGGAUCGACUCCUCGACAUCAUCACGCUCCCCAACGAGCUGGACCAAACAAGCACCAACGGGCUGAUCAAGAACCUCUAUCCAGCGACCAAAGUUCCGGAUACUAUCGUGAUUAAGAUAGUCGGCAGCCUUGGUCAUGGGCAGGCCAAACCCUCCUAUAAUGCCCAGGCAGCUCUAGUGAAGUGGCUCAUCAUGGUCUAUGGCGUUCUUGAAAACCCCAAGAUAUUGUCACAACUCUAUAGCAUUUUGUUUAAUCUCCUUGACACAAUUGCCAUCAGAAUGGAAUUGAUCCGGCGAGCGGGAAAGGAGCCACCUCUUGUCGGGCUCAUGCGAGUCUUCAAAGAUUAUUACCCCGAUGUGAUUAUUGGCGAUAUGGUAUCUGGAAGGGCAUCGGUAUUUACACAUCCAAAUCCUGAAUGGCGCCAACACCUAGAGGAGAUCCAAGAUAUACACUUCCAGAGAACGCAACGCGAGUUGCGACCUAAUCAGCGAGCAUUCGGAGGCCCUCGAAGGGAUAUAACCGGCGGAAAGCAAGCCAAAACAUCUACAAUACCCCAAGUACAUACGUUCAAUGCCCAUGAAUCUUCUGUCACACUGGAAGAAAUAGAAGACUUACAUGACUUUGUUCAACGGUUUGAAAAGAUUGAGCCGCCUAACCAGUUGGCCGCGGUUAUAGGGGAUCCUCUGCUGCAGAAGUUCUUGCAGCUCAAAUCCUCUCAAGUUUAUAACCAGCGAGUGGAUAGUUGGCUAUUUGCUUUCUUCGAAGAUCAGCUACAAAAUCCCGAAUCCUCCGAGGUUAGGAUAAUAGAGAUGCUCGAGGGUGUUCGGAGUUAUGCUCAAUAUACUAAGAUACUACCACCAGCCUGUUUCGCGUAUAUCAAGUCGAUGGCUGAUUCCUGGAAUGGAAUUGUAGGCCGCACAGCCAUUCUUGAUCUUCUCUGCUAUACCCCCCUUAGUCCAUUUGAAGAUCUUUACCCAUCAAUCCUUCAACCAGUCGAGCAAGCCAUCCUCGAAGAUGAGACUACUGAAGCGAAGCUCGACCUCCUGGCAUUUUACAGAAAAUUACUUGACCGCUGGACGGUGUUACUGCUGGCGCAACCUCAACAAUCACCCAGUGCUGCAUCUACAAUUACCUCCCUAGUAUCCCACGCCGAUAUAUUAGCCACCACUAUCGUCCAAUGCUCUCUUAGUAUUUCCACCCUCUCGAAAGUCUUAGAAUUCUAUGAAUCCAUCACCUCUAUGAUCUCCCAGCCCACUUUGAAAGACUUAGUGCGCAUUCCCAUACCCCCUGCAGAGCUAAUACAUACUCUUCAAUUCACGCAGUCCCUCGACAUUCUUAGUCGUCUUUGCGGAAUUUUAGCUCUCUACAAACACGCUUUCGAAGCUGCUAUGUCCCCGAGAAUAGGAGAUACCUCGGGUAGCGACACGUUAUCGUACCCAAAGGACUACGUCAAGCAAUUCAAUGGCUUUCUUAUGGAUGUCUGCAACUGCAUCUGGAGAGGGCGUGCCUUCAACACAGCAGAUAUGAAUGCACUCGGCUGCUUGCUACCUAAAAACACCGCUGCAGUUUUAGACAAUUACGUCAAAGGGCUUGGGACAUCGUUGUCCCUCCCGCCGUUAUUCAGUCUCUCUUUCUCACCGGUACUUUGCCUGUUGGCUAUCUCAUACGUUCGAGAGCUGGAAGUCGCCGCAGAAGAUGAGAUUGAACGCACACAUCGGGGCCCAGUCACACAAGCUUCCUUGAAACAGCUCGAGAAAGAUGGCGGAUUGACAUUAGCUUGGCCUGAUUAUAGACUGGGUGUAUUGCACUAUUUGGAGAGCAAGGGAGUUAGGGGUGUUAGCGAGUUGAUGUAUAGUACCAUGAAACAUUUGGCCGGUGCUAGCGAAACACGGACAAGAUAA
Venustampulla echinocandica is the source of this 2055-nucleotide messenger RNA. RefSeq lists its product as uncharacterized. The coding region runs from base 1 to 2055 and encodes 684 amino acids. The transcript is spliced from 7 exons. The record is from RefSeq and is a predicted model, not a curated record. Gene Ontology annotation, cellular component: nuclear body; cytosol; kinetochore. NCBI's taxonomy places the organism in Eukaryota, Fungi, Ascomycota, Leotiomycetes, Helotiales, Pleuroascaceae.